Molecule: messenger RNA, 2680 nt
Organism: Malaya genurostris
Lineage: Eukaryota; Metazoa; Arthropoda; Insecta; Diptera; Culicidae
Product: gelsolin, cytoplasmic-like
Exons: 7
Coding region: 315-2570 (751 amino acids)
Biological process (GO): actin polymerization or depolymerization; actin filament severing; barbed-end actin filament capping
Cellular component (GO): actin cytoskeleton; cytoplasm
Molecular function (GO): actin filament binding; phosphatidylinositol-4,5-bisphosphate binding
Source: RefSeq, a predicted model, not a curated record
CUGUUUAUUGAAGCCGGGGGUGCCUCCGUUUACCGCCAGCAUCUAUCUUAGCACCAUACAAAUGCCGGUACGCAGACCCCGCACGACUUAGUAGUGCAGCAGUAAUCGAGUGAACCGCAACACUUCAUGUGACACCGGUACUAAGAGCACAGAUCGGAAAUCGGAAGAAACUGCUUCUGUCGCGCGGUAAAAGAACAACUAGCAAACCAACGGUAACUGUGGCUUGAAAAUUAAUUCGUUGUCACUCGUUUUUGGAACUUUCACGUGUCCAAGUUUGAAGUUAAUAAGUGUACUGAUAAGACCGCACGUGAGUCAUGCAUCCAGCGUUCGAUAAUGCCGGUACUAGUGAAGGACUCGAGGUGUGGAGAAUCGAGAAUUUCGAGCCAGUGCCGGUGCCGAAAAACACGCACGGAAAAUUUUACGUCGGAGAUUCCUACAUCGUACUGAAAACCAAAGUGACAAAGGGUAAAGUGUUCUCGUGGGACAUACAUUUUUGGUUGGGCGCGGAAACUAGUCAGGAUGAGGCCGGCUCGGCAGCAUUUCUUACCGUACAACUGGACGAUCGUCACAAUGGAGCCCCGGUUCAGCACAGGGAAGUUCAGGAUCACGAAUCCAGUCUGUUUCUAAGCUAUUUCCCAGGAGGAGUCCGAUAUGCCGAAGGUGGUGUAAAAAGUGGAUUCAACGAGGUCGAAACCAAUGCCGCCGGAGAAAAACGCCUAUUCCACGUCAAGGGUUCCAAAAAUGUACGAGUACGGCAGGUGCCGGUUGGAAUUGCAUCCAUGAACACCGGUGAUUGCUUUAUCUUGGACGGGGGCUACGAUAUUUACGUUUAUGUGGGACCAAGGUCUAAGCGGGUGGAGAAAAUGAAGGCAAUUAGCGCUGCCUGCCAGAUCCGAGACCAAGAUCAUGCGGGUCGAGCCAAUGUUCAUAUACUUGAUGAAUUUGCGAGCCACGCAGAUCAACAGGAAUUUUUUGAUGUGCUCGGCGAAGGGUCACCGGAUGAAGUGGCGGAAGAAUCGGAAUGCGACGAUGAAUACGAAGAAACUGCAUCUAAAUCAAUCGCCUUAUACAAGGUUUCUGAUGCUGCUGGUAGUCUGGAGAUUACUCCCGUUGGAGAACGGCCUCUUAAACAGAGUAUGCUAGACUCUGAUCAGGACUGCUUCAUUCUGGACACGGGAGCAUCGGGAAUAUUCGUUUGGGUUGGCAAAGGAGCAACGGCUCAGGAACGAGGACAAUCUAUGGUGAAAGCUCAGGAAUUCAUCACCAGCAAAGGUUACCCCGUUACUACCCAAGUUCAUCGCGUGAUUGAGAAUGGCGAGAAGACCGAUUUUAAACAGUACUUUGCCAGCUGGCAAGAUAAAGGACUUGAUCAUAGUCACCUUAUUAAAGCCGCAAUGGAUGACGACAGUUCCGAUGCAGGCGGCGAAGAACGAGAGUUCGAUCCAGAAAUCUUACAUAUGUUCAAAAAGAACGGCGGUCGAGCUCUUGGUUUUAUGCCGGAUAACGGACAAGGCGAAGCGGAAAUUUGGCGGGUAGAAAAUUUCGAGCUAGUUCCACUCGAACCACAAACAUAUGGAAUGUUCUUCGGAGGCGAUUCGUAUGUGAUCAAAUACGAAUACCGCAACAAACGCGGCGGUCAUGGAUUCAUCCUAUAUUACUGGCAAGGUAAGGAAUCAACAACCGACGAAAAAGCGGCUGCAGCUAUGCAUACGGUCCGUUUGGAUAACGAGCUGAAUGGAAAAGCAAUUCAGGUUCGUGUAACUCAGGGGAACGAACCGCGUCACUUCUUGAAGAUUUUCAAAGGAAAACUUAUUAACUUCACCGGAGGACAUGCCUCCGGAUUUAGAAACAUCCACGAUCAUGAUUCAUACGACGUUGACGGCACACGUCUGUUCCGAAUCAGAGGGACUUGCUCCGACGAUGUCCGUGCCGAUCAACUUCCGGAGGUCGCUAGCUCAUUAGCUUCUGAUGAUGUUUUCAUAUUGGAAACUCCUUCUGCAACCUACAUUUGGCAUGGCGUUGGUGCUUCCGAACAGGAAAAGGAAAUGGCUGCUAAAAUUGUUUGGAUCAUCUCACCACAGGUUUCGCCACAGUUGAUCUCCGAAGGUUCCGAGCCGGAUGAAUUUUGGGCAGCUCUCGGUGGAAAAGGAGACUACGAUCGUGAGCUCGAUCCAACGGGAGCACCAUUCCUGAAUCCACGUUUGUUCCACUGUAGAAUAUUGUUCAACAAGCGACUUCGAGUGGAAGAGGUCCCCCAUUUUGAACAAGAUGACCUCAACGUGGACGAUGUAAUGGUUCUGGACGGUGGUGAUGAAAUCUACGUUUGGAUCGGUAACGGAGCUACCGAAGAGGAACGCACCAAAUCAAUUGACAUGGCAAAACAAUACAUUCGAACCGAUCCGUCGGAGCGCAAUGAGGAAACCGUUCCGAUCAUAAUUUUGAAACAGGGUGAAGAGCCCCGCAGUUUCAAACGAAUGUUCCCCUCAUGGAAUGAUAGCCACUGGGAGUCGCAGCCAUCGUACGAGGCAAUCCGGCAGCAUGCCUUGGACCAAAAUCAACCUCGUCAAUGAAACAAAGGAAAAUGUCACACGCACAAAACAUGUUUAUUUAUUCUGUCACAAAUCGUACAACUGUUUUUUUAUGUGCUUGUAUUAAUAAAAAAAAUAUUAAAAGCCUACAA